AUGUGGACCAAGGCUCCACUACCACAGCUACAACAGCUCGGGGAUAUCGACAAACCACCCACUCAAAUGCUGCGAUCGUCUAUGUCGACGAUAUCUCUGAGAAUGAAAGCGGCCAAGUCAGCCAUCAGGAGGUCAACCAGCCUUCGUGGAUCGAAGCCUGUGUUCACAAACCGUUCCAUAAUCGUGGACGACGCUCCGUCUCUCGCGCCUAUCCGUAUCCAUUCCCCCAUCAAUCUUAACAAGCCUUUGCCUGAUCUGCCUGAAGACAGCAGCUCGAGAUCAGGCCCUGAAUCUGUAGCUGCCAACAAUGGUAUUGAGACUGAUGUAUCAGUCCGCGACUUUGAAGGGUAUCUUGACAUGCUGGCUUAUGUCAACAGGCAGUUACCGAUCAUUCCGACACCGCUCUGCUCACCAACGGGGGAUGUAUCCUCAUCACCGUCACUAUCUAUUAACAGCCCGCCAAAGGAGGAUGAAUGGAUAUCCUCUCGACCUCAGAGCCGGACAAGCACAAUCUUCUCUCACAACGACGAGGUCCGCCGAGUGAGAACUCAUAGUGGCUUGCUUUCCCGGAACAGUCCUGCUGGCAGGACCGUCACGCCGAUGUCAUCGCUUGGAUCAGAGUCAGGGCUACGAAUCAGCACGAGGGCUUCUCUUCACACGUCUGUGGUGACUUCAAGAAUUGAUGAGCUUAGCGAGCCAGAGACAUCACCGAGCCUGACACCGAAGAAUGAUGUGGCGACUACACCAAAGCAAUGUUGCCAUUGCGGUCGAGAUCCCACCAGGCGUGAUACUAAAGACACGUACUCGACCCCUUUGGCUGCCGUCAAGACCCAAGACGUGAUGGAUAUCAACUCCAGUCCUCUGACGGUCAUCAACAUCAGAGAACAUGAAAAGAAUUGGGAAAGAAAGACAGUUGGACCAAGCAUAACAGCUGAAGAUCAACUCGGUCGGCGUUUUGUAUUGUACCCUGAGACAUCCUACUUUGAAGUUCUUGAUGGGUUAGGAAAAGAGUCCACCGAGUCUUCUGCACAACGAACCCCGCCGAGCAGGGAAGUCUCCCCGUCGAGUCCGCUUACGCCUUCUCCAUAUGCACGACCGCUGAACCCGGACCCAUACGCCGAUGAGAACUCGCCUUCCAAGAGGGUUGUCUCCCCUUUCGAGCGACCCUCGAACCCCAGUCCCUGCGCGGGCUCCUCAAGCCCGCUUUCGGAACCAAUCGUCCGAGAUAAAGAGAUGGGCAAUGGGCAGGAGAACCCCGACAAGGACGAAGAUCAGAACAACUCUGACAAGGAAAACCAGCCUAGUUUCUGGAAAGACCCGGACGGAACAAUAGUGGUGUACGAAGGUAUCGCCCGUGACGGCGACGAGGUAUUCUACGGGUCCGAAAUCAACUAUCUGGGGUCAUUUUAUGACUGUGAAGAGGGCUCGUCUGGGCUUGGGAGUGUUGUUGAUCUCGUGGGGCUAUCUUCUGGCCUCCAUGUGAUCCCUGAGGAUAGGAGCUCCGAGGAUCUAGCAAUGUGGGACAGCGAGGUGCUUACCUUUGGCUGA
Diaporthe amygdali is the source of this 1548-nucleotide messenger RNA. RefSeq lists its product as uncharacterized. The transcript has a single exon. The coding region runs from base 1 to 1548 and encodes 515 amino acids. The record is from RefSeq and is a predicted model, not a curated record. NCBI's taxonomy places the organism in Eukaryota, Fungi, Ascomycota, Sordariomycetes, Diaporthales, Diaporthaceae.